This is a messenger RNA of Alternaria atra, 5031 nucleotides long. RefSeq lists its product as uncharacterized. The transcript has 3 exons. Lineage: Eukaryota; Fungi; Ascomycota; Dothideomycetes; Pleosporales; Pleosporaceae. The record is from RefSeq and is a predicted model, not a curated record. Bases 1 to 5031 code for a protein of 1676 amino acids.
AUGGCUGCCAAUGCGCCUUCGUCAGCCUCCAAAGAUGGUGUUCCACCUCGUCGACCGACUGCAUCCAGUGGCACUGCUGCGAGUGCCCGUCGACCGGCUGCGGCAUCAACAAGCACCGCGAGAACAGCCACGAACGCGUCAAAGGCCCCCACCACGGCGACAUCGCGCACGAGUACAGUCGGAUCCAGCUUGAAUAAGCCGCCAACGCGUCCAGCGACAGGGACUACAGCCCGUAGAACCAUCUCGUCUUCCAAAACCACAUCGGAUGCAGAGCCAGACCUUUCAUCUGUCACUUCGGGCGAUGAGAAGAAGAGAACCACAGUGCGCCGGACGCCCGUCACACCAAGUGCUUCGCGACCAUCGCCGGCCAAGCCAACGUCGCGGCAAUCCAUUGCGCCCUCUACCACGACGACUGCAGCCAAGCGUCCCGCAGCAACGCGCCCAUCCGCAGACGCAGCGACGACCCGCGCAACCCCACGUGCCUCCCUUGCUUCAUCCACACGGCCGACCCCUACUCGACCCACUACUGGAGCACGAGCUGCCGGCGCAACACCAAAGGUGCCGUCAGGCAGCGCGAAGAAGCUGUCCGUCUCUGCCCCUCCACCCCCAGCACAGGAGACCGAAGAUACAGCAGAGGAAGCAGAAAGCCCCGUCAUUAUAUCUCCUCGCCGCCAUGCUCCCCUCAAAGACAAAGCGGCGUCGGACAACGAAGCCGGAAACCGCAGGAGCGCUCUCGAGCCCAUCAGGGCAUCGCUGGCGAAACUCGGCGAAGAGUCGCCGCGACCGGAUACUGCGCCGACGGGACGUGCCGAGAUGGAUGUGGAGAUGAAAAGGCGGAGCGCUCAGAUCAUGCAGGACUUCUUCAAGGAGACCAGCUUACGCGACAAGCUGCAGGAGCAGUGCGAAGACCUCACCCGUGAAGUCGACAACCUACAUUCCGAAAAGGACAAGUUGCGCAAACAGUUGGCGGAUGCUCAGGCCGCCAUCGUCGAAAAGGACAAGGCCAUCUCAGGCGGCUCAGAUGCCUCGCCAUCACAGCACCGCGCCCACACAAUCCUCGUCGAGGACAUGGAAAAGAAGUUUGCGAGAGAGACCAAGCAGUUGGAAGAGCAGAGCCAACAGCUCGAGGAGGAGAAAAAGUUGGCCCAGGAGAGAGAAGCUACUGAAGCUGCCAAAGCCAGCGAGCUGCAGCAGGUCCUUGACGAUCUAAAUGCCGAGUUGGAACAACAGGGCCGACAGUGGGACGAGGAGAAGAAGAGGCUUGUUGAGCAAGCCACGCAGAUUGAGGAACUCACCCAGGAGGUUACCACACUUCGGCAAGAGCGCGACAGCCUUUCGCAAGAGCUGAAUAUUGCCAAGAAAACACUGGAAAACCUCGAGACGAAAUUCACAGAGCUCGAGCAGAGCCAGUCGGACAAUCUCCGUGCGCGCGAUGCUAAGAUCACCGAGCUGACCAAGACUGUCGACGAGUACGUGGAAGAAGUUGCCUCUCGGGAGGAGAGACACAACAACGCCCUGCAAGAAGCACAACGAUCCCUCGAAUCAAAAUCAUCCGAGUCUUCGGCUGUCGUUGAGCAACUCCAAUCCGAAAUCGAAUCGAUACACCAGAAGCACACGGACGAAUUGCGCCUCAAGGAAGAGACAAUCGCAUCGCACCUCCAGACCCAAAAAGAGCUACAAGACGAUAUUGCCAAAUUGCAAGAGCGGGCCGACCAAGUGUCGGCAGAUCUAGAAAAGGAACGUAAUGCGCACGCGGAACAGAUGCAAGCCAAGAUCGAGGAGCUACAGAAGAGUUCAGAGGAUGAGCUGCGGGCGAGAGAAGACGAGCUUUCCAGCCAUCUCAAGUCCAUCGAUGGCCUUCAGGAACAGAUCGUGGCGCUCCAGCAAGGCUCAACUGAUGGCGCCAGAGUAGCUGAAGAGCUCCACAAACAAAUUCGAGAUCUGAAGGAGUCACACGAAGCUGCAGUCAAGGUCAAGACUGAUGAGAGUGACGAGCUUGUCCGACAACUGGAUGCCAUGAACGAUCAGCUUACCACCGAUGCUGCCGAGGUCGAACAGCUUAGAGAAGAGACAGCUAGUCUGCGCAGCACCAUCGAGACACUCGAAAAAGCCUCUCAGCAGCAGGAAUCUCAAUACGCUUCCGAUAUGGCUAAAGUUCAAGCUGAGUUGAACGAAGCGAACAAGAAGAUGGAGGCACACAAAGCAGAGCUUGACACGAUGCAUAACAAGCACAAACAAGAUCUCCGCGUCAUUGGUGAGGACUACGAGCUUGAGAUUGAGUCGCUGAGAGCAGAUCUGGAAGGAGACGCCACGAAGCGACUCAAUGCUCUGCAAGCUGAUUACGACUCACUUGUUGCUGAGAAGAAUGAUACCUUAAAACAUCACGAGGAGACACUUGCUGAUCGAUCCAGUGAAUUGGAAGCUCUGAAGAAGGAGCUGGCGGACGCCAAGGACAACUCCGCUCUCGCAACACAAAAUCGUGAUGAUGCUCUUGCCAAACUCAAGGAUACCGAAGAGGAGAAGGCCGCUCUCGCGGAGGCUCAUGGCACUUCCCAGUCACUAGUCAUUGAUCUUCAAGCCCGCGUCGAUGUCCUCACCCAGGAGGUUGCUGCUGUCGAAGGUCUCCAGUCUAAACUAAACAGGCUGGAGGAGGAGAAGGCAGCUACAAUAGAUGCACACACUAUGUCUCAGUCAAUUAUUGCCGAUCUACAAGCUCGUCAUGACUCCUUGUUGGAAGACAAGACUUCAGCUGAAGAUGCUCAUAGUCGUGCUAUCGAAGCUUUGAAGCAAGAAUCCGAGAGCCAGUCGAAACAGCUACUCGGUGAGCUGCAAUCUAAGUAUGAUGCUCUGUUGGCAGAGCAGAAGGCUGCCGAGGAGGAACACCACAGCGCCAUCCAAUCUUUGAAGCAGAAUGCUGAUGCCGCUUCCAAGCAAAAGAUCGAUGAGCUUCAAUCCAAGUACGACACUCUGCUACAGGAGAAAACUGCAGCCGAGGAUACACAUGAACAAGCCAUGGAAUUUCUGAAGCAAGACUCUGAAACGCGGUCAAAGCAAAUAACCACUGAACUGCAAUCGAAGUACGAUGCUUUGCUAGAAGAGAAGGAGGCCGCCGAGGACGAAUACCGUAAGACCAUCGAAUCUCUGAAGCAGAAUGCCGAUGCUUCUUCCAAACAAACAAUCGACGAGCUUCAAUCCAAAUACGAUACUUUAUUACGCGAGAAGACUGCAGCCGAUGAAGCGCAUGAAAACGCCAUGGAAGCCUUGAGGAAAGACUCAGAGAGCACGUCGAGACAACUUCUUGAAGAGCUUCAGACCAAGUACGACGCACUGUUAGAGGAGAAGGCAGCGACUGAAGCAACACACUCGCAGACGAUAGAAGCUUUGAAGGCGGAGUCGGAGAGCACGACCAAAUCAAUUCUAGGCGAACUUCAGACCAAAUACGAUACGCUGUUAGAAGAGAAGUCUGCAGCAGAUGAGGAGCAUAGCCGCGCUAUCGUGCACUUGAAGGAGGAAGCAGAUGACACGUCCAAACAGCUACUGGCCGAGCUUCAAGCCAAGUACGACCAAGUGCAAGAUGACAUGAAGAGCACAUCUGAAGCUUUGAAUGCUUUGCAGUUGAAGUACGAUGCCAUCACAGGGGACAUGAACAGCAGUGUAGGGAGCUACAAAGCUGAAAUUGAGAGUCUACAGAGUAAGCGGGAUGAGCUCUCUAAGCGGCUUUCAGACCUUGAAAAGAACCACGCAGAUACGCUCACCGAGCAAUUGAUGACUCAAGAAACGCACGCCAAGACACUCGAAACGCAACAAGCUGAGAUCGAACAAAAGUAUGCUAGCUUGCUAGAGAUCAUGCAAAGCGAUGCAGAUCGACUGGAGCAAGAGAAAUCAGCGGCGCUGUCAGGAAAACAGUCUGCCCUCAAUGAGCUUGCUGCUCUUAAGAAAGAGCUGAACGCUGAAAUUGAUGAACUCAAGAAAGGACAAUCCACGAGAAAUCAGGUUAGCCCAACCGGAACCGAUGAGAUAGCCCAGAAAUACGAGAACCUUCUCGCCGAGAAGGCUGUCGCCGACAAGGAGCAUCAGGAAGCCAUGGCAAAGCUCAAGGAAGCGCUCGCGCAGGACCAUGAGCAGGCACUAUUGAAGCUGCAAUCUGAGUAUACCGCGCUACAGGAAAAGGCCGCCAGGACAGAUCAAGAGCAAAGUGAUGCUAUCGAGCUACUGAAGGAGGAAUUCAGGGCCGGCCAUUCAAACGACAUGCAGGCCCUACAGCAGCAGCUUGAAGCUAUGCAGAAACGACACUCUGAUCUUACGGAGCAGAAGGCAUCCAUAGAUCAUGCACAUGAGGAAGCUAUCAGUGAGCUGAUGGUGGGUAUGGAGGCUAGCACCACCGACGCUUUGCAGCAACUGCGGGAGAAAUACGAUGCUCUCGCCGCUGAGUUAGAAGCAGAACGUCUCCAUCAUGCUAGCGAGCUCGAAGCUGUAAGACGAGAGGCAGCUGAACAGCAAAGCCGAGAUAAAGACACGGCAGGGCAGAGCCAAAGUCCAGAGGCUGUCGAUACCUCCGCAUCGGAUGCGGCGAUAUACGAAGAAAGGCUUCGCGUACUUGAGCGGGAGCGGGAUGAAGCCAUCAGGGCUGCUGAAGAAGCAGAGGAUCGUAUCGAUACCAUGAAAGGCGAGGUUGUGCGCAAGCAUCUAGCACGCGUCGAGCCUCUGGAGAAGGAGAACGCCUUUCUUACCGACAAAAUCGACCGCCUUGAGGCUAUCAUAGCCGCUGGCGAUCGUAUCGCUCGUGCCGCAGCCACCCUAGGCGAGAAGCGCAACAUCAACACUCUGGCCGAAGAAGACGAAGAUGAAGCCGAAGACGCUUGGCCUGGUGCUCAACCCCCUAGACUAAACGGCACCGGUGACCACAAAGACGUGGUCGGAACUCAGAUAGCAGCUAUGCAAGAGUCUCUAAAGCAGCUCGCUGAGCUGAACAACGAAGCAAUCUCCGAGAGCACCAUGACGGCCCAGAAACUCACCAUGGACCAAGAUUAG